GGUCUCGAAAUUGGUGUUGAUUUGCUGAAGAAAACAUCAUACUGGAUUUCUAAGACAAAAAUAAAAUAAGCACAAAAACCACCACUCAUUUUCUCGAAAACCUCGGUGCCGCAACGUAAAAAAUAAAGAACUACAACACCCAUGAUUCGACCGACCAACCAUGUAGUGGCAAAACGUGUGCACAGCGCAUGCCCAACGGAUUCCCUUGCGUCGCGUGCACUGCCUCCAACUAGCUGAUUGUGUGGCGGUGGUUUGGCGCUUUGCUCUGUCAAGACGGUUGUUUUUCUUUUUAACCAAAGGAACCGGACACGAAACGAAGCAAUGGCCGAGUCGGUGGCCGUAAUUUGCGAGCAGCUCAUUAAAGCCGUAAACGUAAUGAUGGACGCGGAAUCCAGUCAGCGGUACCGCCUGGAGGCCCUGAAGUUCUGUGAGGAAUUCAAAGAACAGUGCCCGUUCUGUGUCCCUUGUGGCCUCCAGCUGGCGGAUAAGUCCCAGUCGCCAGUGGUCAGGCAUUUCGGACUUCAGAUCCUGGAGCACGUGAUCAAGUUUCGAUGGAACACCAUGCCACAGCAAGAGAAGGUUCAACUGAAAAACUGCGCAAUGGGAUUAUUAUCAAAUGGCACACACUUUAUCCUGGAAGAGGAAAGCCACAUCAAGGAUGCUCUGUCCAGAAUCAUUGUGGAAAUGAUCAAACGGGAGUGGCCUCAGCAGUGGCCGGACAUGCUGAAGGAACUGGAGGAUCUCAGCAAACUAGGGGAGUCCCAGACAGAGCUGGUGAUGUUGAUCCUUCUGCGGCUGGCAGAGGACGUGAUUACUUUCCAGACACUACCCAGCCAACGGCGCAAGGACAUCCAGCACACCCUGACACAGAACAUGGACAGUAUCUUGAGCUUCCUGCUCACCAUCCUGCAGCUCAACGUGGACGAGUACCGCCGAUUGAAAUCUGAUCCCAGCCAAGAACUGAAGGCCAGGGCACACUCCCGAGUUGGCGUUGCAACGCUCAACACGCUGGCAGGGUACAUCGACUGGGUGGCGCUGGUGCACAUCACCAACGAACAGUGUCGCCUGAUGGAGAUUCUGUGUCUGCUGCUGAGUGAGACGGAGCUGCAGCUGGAGGCAGCAGAGUGCCUGCUCAUCGCUGUCAGCAGAAAGGGCAAGUUGGAGGACAGAAAGCCGCUCAUGGUGUUGUUUAAUGAUGUCGCAAUGCACUACAUCCUGUCUGCCGCACAGUCUGCUGAGGGCAGUGGGCUGGUUGAGAGACACUACACCUUCCUCAAAAGACUGUGCCAAGUUCUGUGUGCGCUGGCUACCCAGCUCUGUGCCUUGGUGGGCUCGCAUGUUGAAGUGGAAGUCCCUGGCAACCUCAACAAGUUCAUGGAGGCAUUUCUUGCCUUCACCACCCACCCUAGCCAGUUUUUGAGGUCUUCAACCCAGCUCACAUGGGGUACGUUGUUCAGACACGAGGUUCUCUCUAAACAUCCUGUUAUUGUGGAGGUGACCAGCAAGUACAUGAGAGCCACCAUGACCAACUUAGUCAAGACUGGGUUCCCUUCCAAAAGUGACAGUCCUAGCUGUGAAUAUUCACUUGUGGAUUUUGACAACGAUGAGGACUUCAACACAUUCUUCAACUCUUUCCGGGCCCAGCAGGGCGAGGUGGUACGCAUCGCUUGCAAGAUCAUCCCCCUGGAGGCCUUCCAAAUGGCUGGGGAAUGGCUCCAGUACCAAGUCAAGAGUCCUAUCGACGUGGGACCCACCAUGUCAAAGACAGCCGAGGGCCUCUGCUCCAUCCUCUCUCCCUCUGUGGUGCAGUGGGAUGCCAUGACCUUCUUCAUGGAGAGCAUUGUGGGGCAGCUGCUCAAGACCCUUGAAAAGGAGAAAGUCCCAGUGGACCAAGGCAUUGAGCUGCUGCAGGCCAUGCUCAGCUAUGAGACACGGGACCCCCUGAUCCUUUCCUGCGUCCUCACCAACGUGUCCUCCCUCUUUCCUUUCGUCACCUACAGGCCACACUUCUUGCCCCAGGUGCUGCACAAGCUCUUUGCGUCCAUCACAUUUGAAGUCAUUGAAGAGAGCAAGGCGCCCAGGACCCGUGCUGUGAAGAACGUCAGAAGACACGCUUGCUCAUCCAUCAUCAAGAUGUGCCGCGACUACCCGCAGUUCAUCCUGCCAUGCUUUGACAUGCUCUACUGCCACGUGAAGAAGCUCUUUUCCAAUGAGCUGCUGCUCACCCAGAUGGAGAAGUGCGCCCUGAUGGAAGCUCUGGUGCUCAUCAGCAACCAGUUCAAGGACUAUGAGAAGCAGAAGGCCUUCCUGGAGGAGCUCAUGGCCCCCGUGGUUGUGCGAUGGCUAUCAGAGGAAAUGGGACAAACACUGCUAAACCCCGUGUCCUUCCUGGCCUUCGUCGGGGCAGAUCAGGUGAUGAAUGACUCUAACAUUGAGGACCAGACAGGCAUCAACAGGUCCAGGAUCAGCUUUUGUGUGUACACCAUUCUGGGCGUUGUGAAGCGGGCCCGCUGGCCUGCAGAUGUGGAGGAAGCCAAAGCAGGAGGGUUCCUGGUUGGGUACACCCCCAGCGGCAACCCCAUCUACCGCAACCCCUGCGCGCCCCAGGUGCUGGCCCUGCUCCCCAACCUGCUGGCACUCAUCAGGACCCAUAACAGCUUGUUCCUGCCGGAACACAUGGCACGGCUGAGUGAGACAUUUGCCAGGGCCUACGAUGUCAUGGAUGUGGAGAAGAACGUGGUUCUGGGACUUCCCCAGCCUGUCCUUGAAAUCUAUGACUCUCCGGUGUACAAGACGUCACUGGAACGCAUGCAAGGCUUCUUCUGCACCCUCUACGACAACUGCUUCCAUAUCUUGGGUCACGCUGGCCCCUCACUGAACCAGGACUUCUACACUAUUGAGGGCCUGGCUGAGCAACUCGUCAGCUCUGUCCUCAUCAACCUGGAUCAUGUGCCCGACCAUCGCCUGCGGGCCAUGCUCCGAGUCUUCGUAAAGCAGCUGGUGGUCUCAUGCCCUCAGGAGUACUAUGACAGCUUGCUUUGCCCCCUGCUCGGACACCUAUUUGCCUACAUGUUGCAGAGACUGAAUCAGAGGUGGCAGGUCAUUAACCAGAGGAGCAAUAUGUGUGAGGAAGAGGAGGAGGUGUGUGGAGAGAAACAGGUGACCCAGGAAAUGCUGGAGGAAGAGCUUCUCCGUCUGGUCACCCGGGAACUGCUGGAUUUGCUCACUGUGGCCUGUGUGCUGCGGAAGACGUCAGACACAGCCGGUAACAAAGAGGAGGUGGACGAGGAGGAUAUGAUGGCCACUGACUCCACCCAGGCAUCCACAGUGACACCCACAUACCCUACAGAUGAGCUCACAGAGCUGGGAAAGUGUCUCAUAAAGCAUGAGGACAUCUACAUGACCUUUUUGACAAUUUCCUUCAACUGUUUGUGUUGGAAAGACACCAGCAACUGUCAGCGCACUGCCUCCCAGGUCUGCUGGACUCUGCUGAAGCAGAUUGUUGGGGGCAACCUGUUGCCUGAGGCAGUCACAUGGUUCUACACCAGCGUGCUGAAAGGCCUGCAGGUGCACGGGCAGCAUGAAGGGUGCAGUGCUGCCCUCACCCUAUUGGCCUUCCUCAUCUAUGAAGCUUUGAGACCUCGAUACUCGGAGCUACGGGUGGUCAUGACUCAUAUCCCCAACAUCCAGCUAGAGGCUCUGGACCAGUUUGACCAGAGGCUCCUGAACCCAGCAACUCAGAAGGCUGGAGAGAAAAAGAGGAAGGAGCAGUUCAAAAAGCUCAUCGCUGGCACAGUUGGGAAACCCCUGGGGCAGCAGUUCAGGAAAGAAGUCCACAUCCGGAAUCUACCCUCGCUCUUCAAGAAGGUGAAGCCAGAGGUGAACAGGGACAUUCUAGAGACGAGUGAGAGUCCUGCACUGGUGUCCCUCUUCUCCCCACUCCAGGAUGACAUCUAAGAAGGCAACAUGAUCUGCCAAAGUGGAGGGAAAACAUCCAGGAAACCCCUCCUGCAGUACUGCUUCUAUUUUUAUUAUUUUUUUUUUUUUUAGUGGUAGAUUGUUGCUCUGCCAUUCUCUGGAAUCCAGACACUUCCACCAAACACCCGGACAUGCGAGUGCUGUGGGGGGGGAGGGUCCAGGCUGGCCUUGGGAGAUAACCUUGUGGCAUGUACAUCAUGAUGGACGGAUAUGACUGUGGCAGCAAGAGCACUGAAAGGCAUGUCACUCUGGUAAAGAGGAAAAAACAUGGAAAGUGAUGGAGAAGUCCUGAGUAGGGCGUGACAGAAGUCAAAGCCAACAGUGGUGAUCAGUAGUCUUAUUUUUUAAUGAUGUGUACUUGAUUUGCAGAAGCGCAUGCUUGUGAAUCCGUGCAGUUGAGGAUGGUUCCACAUUCCAUUUAUCCCAUUGUUCCUGCUUUUCACCUAAAUUGUUGCCUUUAUUUUUAUGGUUAAUUCAACACUAAAAGAAAGGAAAAAAACUGGGCAUGGUACAAUAAUUGGAAAUGAUUGUUUAUUAAAAAUGGCAGUAUAAACUGAUCAAAGAAUAUGUUCGGUUAAAGGCAGAAAUAUGGUGUGUUAGGGUGUAUGAUGCUAAGCUAAAUUUUGAAGUUUGUUACAUUUUGUGUUUUGAUGUUCAUGUAAAAAAUGUGACAAAUCAGCGUUAACAUUUUUUAAUAACCAAACUUGGAACAAUACAACAGAAUGAAAUUCUUUUUUGAUGUGGCUACGGCUGGAUAUCAGCCUGAACAGUUACAGGGCUUCGGCAUUUUGGCCAGGUAAAGGACCAAUGUGCCAGAGACAAUGUGUUCCUGUGCAAAAGUGAGAUAAGAGCUCCUCGGGGAUGAGCAGUUUUUGCACUCCUCCCCCUCGGGCAGUGGACCCCUCUGUGACCGUUCUCUCACUGAGACACAGAAGGGCUGCAUGUACUCUUCAGGACCUGGAGCUCACCAAGUCGCCCCGCUUGCUGCCAGAGGGUGAAAUGGCACAGGAGCGUCUGGCAAAGACACGACACCGGUUUCAGCACUUCUUUCAAAGGACACUACAAGUCAUUUUAAACACAAACCUAGGGUUUCAUGACCACACGUGUUUAACCAUCACCACCUCCACCUCCUCUACACCUGGCACCCUCAUUUGUGCAGAAGCGCACGUCAAGCUGUUUGAGAGAAGCAGGGCGGUGAAGGACAGGCUUGUCACAGGUACGAAUGUUGUGUCGAGCAGCGAUCCUCACCUUGGAGCUGGAGUUGGCCGUGCAAACGGCGGACUCUUUAACGCAUUCUCCCAUCAGAACUUGCAGGUAGUAUAGCAGUCCGUUCACCACCUGUUGGAACAGCAUCCGUUACGUGACGGGCUGGGGAUGCUCGUCUCGUAGAAGCGGUCUGCGUGAGCAACAGCCUUACCUGUUCCUGGGCGGAGAGCACCUUGAUCAUGCUGUAGGUGUACUUGUCCUGGCCAUCCAAUCUGUACUGGUUCACAGCGUACUGGGCCAGCUGCUGUACGCGGGGGGUGUCUGGGGACAGGGGUGUUAUCCCACCCAGCAAUGCGCUGGCACUCACUUUUGGUACCGACGGUCUGCACUGAACCUUCAAGAGCUGAUUGGAAUUUUCCCAGGGAACUUCCAGCAGCUCAAAGUGGCACACAAAGGUCUGCGGAGAGAGAAUUCCAAGGAAGGUGAAACAUUCAUUUGUAUUUUUACAUCCACAUUGAUGACGUAUUAGAGCGACAUUUAUUACCUCCGUCUUGUCGCUUUGAGGACACGAUUCCAUAUGUGGACUUUGGCGUUUCAUACAGCGCACUGUCUCUACGUCCAGGUAGUAGAUGACUCCUGCUACCACCUGUCGCAGUGGAAAUAAAAGUGUAAAG
Messenger RNA from Scleropages formosus (Asian bonytongue), 5858 nucleotides. RefSeq names its product exportin 5 (gene xpo5). NCBI's taxonomy places the organism in Eukaryota, Metazoa, Chordata, Actinopteri, Osteoglossiformes, Osteoglossidae. Gene Ontology annotation, molecular function: nuclear export signal receptor activity; small GTPase binding; RNA binding. Gene Ontology annotation, cellular component: cytoplasm; nucleus; RNA nuclear export complex. The record is from RefSeq and is a predicted model, not a curated record. Gene Ontology annotation, biological process: RNA export from nucleus; protein export from nucleus. The coding region runs from base 322 to 3957 and encodes 1211 amino acids. The transcript is spliced from 32 exons.